This is a messenger RNA of Erythranthe guttata (spotted monkey flower), 717 nucleotides long. Its product is annotated as WD repeat-containing protein 26 homolog. Lineage: Eukaryota; Viridiplantae; Streptophyta; Magnoliopsida; Lamiales; Phrymaceae. The record is from RefSeq and is a predicted model, not a curated record. Gene Ontology annotation, molecular function: protein binding.
AUGGGUUUGCCCUCUGCAUCAUCAUAUCAAGAGGGUGGUGGUGAUGCAUCAGUUUUUUUUUCAAAGAGGGUUGUUAAGAAAACUAAACUCGUUCGAGAUAUAACCAAGUUGUUAUAUUCACUCGACAAAGGGCCCGGAAUCGAGUUGCAUAAAGAACGAGUAGAUUUGUUCAUGGAGCAAAUAAUCGAUGGUAAAUGGGACGAAAGUCGAUCCACACUGCGUGACAUUGAUAAGUAUGUUGACAAAAUAACCUUUGUUAUAUUGAAGAACAAAUUUCACGAACAUUUAUCUCGAGACGACAAAGCUGUUGAUGCUUAUCUGAUGCUCAAGCACGAGAUCGCUUCACUCGAUAACGGUAAUAAAAUAACUCGUAAGCUGCUCCCUGCUUUGAUCGUGUCUCCAUCUCCAUCGCAGCACAACUUCUGUGGUCAAGAUCAAUCAGGACUUACGAUCAGCUCUCGUAAGAGAGUAUUAGAAGAUUUGCGAAAUUUGUUUCCCCCGAGAAAAAAAUACUUCGGUUAUCCUCAACAUGGAAAAGGGGCUCCUUAUCGAAUUAAACAGUUAUUAAAGGGUGACGGAGCGGGUGAAGUUUGGUUCGUGCAAUUUUCUCACUCCGGGAAAUACUUGGCCGGCACCGGUGGUGCUGAUGUGAUCGUGUGGCCGGUAAUUAAUGCGUCGCGUCGCGGUUUUUUUUUUUUCUUACAAGCUAAUUGGUGA